Molecule: messenger RNA, 339 nt
Organism: Laccaria bicolor S238N-H82
Lineage: Eukaryota; Fungi; Basidiomycota; Agaricomycetes; Agaricales; Hydnangiaceae
Product: 60S acidic ribosomal protein P2
Exons: 4
Coding region: 1-339 (112 amino acids)
Biological process (GO): cytoplasmic translational elongation
Cellular component (GO): ribosome; cytosolic large ribosomal subunit
Molecular function (GO): structural constituent of ribosome
Source: RefSeq, a predicted model, not a curated record
AUGCGUCACAUUGCUGCAUACCUCCUUCUCCAAUCCGGUGGCAACGCGGACCCAUCCGCUGCCGACAUCAAGAAGUUGUUGGGUGUUGCAGGCGUUGAGGCUGAUGAAAGCCGCCUCGAGACGCUUAUCUCUGAGCUCAAGGGCAAGUCUAUUGCUGACUUGAUUGCGGAAGGCUCAUCCAAGCUCGCAUCCGUUCCAUCUGGUGGUGGUGGAGGAGCCGUUGCCGCCGCCCCAGCUGCUGGUGGAGCUGCUGCGGCGCCUGCUGCCGAGGAGAAGAAGCCCGAGAAGGAGGAAGAGAAGGAAUCGGAUGAUGACAUGGGCUUUGGUCUGUUCGAUUAG